Molecule: messenger RNA, 767 nt
Organism: Triticum dicoccoides
Lineage: Eukaryota; Viridiplantae; Streptophyta; Magnoliopsida; Poales; Poaceae
Product: non-specific lipid-transfer protein C4-like
Exons: 2
Coding region: 1-288 (95 amino acids)
Source: RefSeq, a predicted model, not a curated record
AUGGCGCCGAGCACCGUCCCGCGCGCACUCCUGGCCGUGUCCCUCGUUCUCCUGGUGGUCGGCGGCCUCGGGCCGGCGGCGGAGGCGCAGCCGCCGGGGGGGUGCGUGCCGCAGCUGAACCGGCUGCUGGCGUGCCGCGCGUACCUGGUGCCCGGCGCCGCCGACCCCAGCGCCGACUGCUGCAGCGCGCUGAGCUCCAUCUCGCGCGACUGCGCGUGCAGCACCAUGGGCAUCAUCAACAGCAUCCCCUCCCGCUGCAACAUCGGACGAGUCAACUGCUCGGCUUGAGGCGGAACGAAGAAACGAUGCAAGUCAGAGUGACUAAUAAUGAAGGUUGUCAUUCUGCCGUUGUUGCGGCUGCCUCUUCAUCGCCGUCGUAGUUUUCGUUUGUCCAGUCUGUCAUGUCCUGCUGCUGCUGUCGAUCUCGACGCGUUAAUAAAAUGGACGAUUUGACGCACGGUCACUACCGAUUUCCUUCCUUUUAUGCACCUUCGAGCACUACGUACAUGCGAUUUCACUUUAAGCUCGGCACUUUUCUUCAUUCAAACUCGAUGGAAGUAAAUCCACAUAGCCACGUGGAAAUAUCAAUACUCAAAUUACUGAUGCAGUAAAUCCAGGUUGCCGUGUAGAAAUAUCAAUCAAUACUACUGAAUUCAGUAAAAAAAAAACUACAAUCCAUAAUAUGUUACUGAUGACCAUAAGUACUAAAUUACUGAUGCAAGCUGGCCACUACAUCAGGUUGGGAGGGCCAGGUCACCGAGGUGACC